Engraulis encrasicolus (European anchovy) is the source of this 14976-nucleotide messenger RNA. It is a transcript of the gene chd9, whose product is annotated as chromodomain helicase DNA binding protein 9. The transcript has 39 exons. Gene Ontology annotation, molecular function: ATP-dependent chromatin remodeler activity; ATP binding; protein binding. The record is from RefSeq and is a predicted model, not a curated record. NCBI's taxonomy places the organism in Eukaryota, Metazoa, Chordata, Actinopteri, Clupeiformes, Engraulidae. Bases 960 to 10802 code for a protein of 3280 amino acids.
GCUCGUCUGAAUGAAAGAAUUGUUGAGCUCUUUCUUGCGCUCUGUUGAAACUCGUGUAGCUGUCAUUCGGAUGGUCGGUGACGCUCAGCUGGCUCAGGGAAUCCCAAUGGCUGUAAACUCAAAACUAAGAGAACAAUAAAUAGUUUCGCCUUAGUAAGAACAACACAAUAACCUAACAAUACAGUAAAUAGUCGGAUACAAAACAAUGGUCGUGGCGAAGUGCCCCGGUUCUGAACUAACAGCGACUGUGUGACUGUCAAGGCGUUAACGAUGGCUGAGCUGGUUGGGUAGGAAUGGAGCAUCGCUUUGCUGUUAAAGGUGUCGAGGAAAGAGUGGCACAUUCACAAGCUGUUCGGUGUUAAUUGUUGUGGCCACUCGGAUAGGAACGUGGCGUUUGGGAAACUAUCUUGGUUGGUAACGUGUCUUUGACCAGUGGAGUACCUGCUCCUGUGCAACUCUCCAACGUCACGACUCCAACACACACACAGUGGAGCGAGGAAAGCCAGUUGUUGAGACGGAGAGAUACUGGUCGGUCCAUAGAGAAACACGUGUACGAUUCCCUGGAAGCUCCUCGGAAAACGAAUGGAGUCUGCCUUUUAGAAGGGAAAAUCUGAAAUAAGCUAUUUCAACAUUUGAUAACGAUUCCUACUUGUUUGGCGCGCGCUAAACUAGUUCCCACAUUGAAUCUACCUCUACAAGAUGACCGAUAUUUCAGCUCCGAAUGGCAAGGCAUUGUCGACCUGGUGGUGCGAGUCGCAUCAGAUGGCUUAGGAUGCUGUGGAGGACUACAUUGUGAUGGGAAUACAGUGGUUCUGCAGCCUGUGAGACCACCACCCUCUUAGCAAGCGCAUUGUGAAGCCAGAAGUCAGGGGUGUUAGGGGCUGGACUGGACAGGUGGGACAGCCGUUGGUCCCCUACGGCACGACAGAUCCCCCCUCUGCCACCUGCACACCACCACCAUGGACUUCUUCGACGACCCAAACCUCUUCGUGGGCGGCCUGGAGGGCCUAACGGACGACGGCUUCAACGCCGGACCCACCCUGGUGGACGAGCUGAACCUCAGUGCCGAUUUCGAGGCGCCCAUGCAGGUGGACCCCAUGGCGGCCGGCAAGCACAUGGGCAUGAUGCAGGGCCCGCCCGGCACCAGCACCGCUCCUGCCGCCGCACCCAACGCCGCCUACGCCCAGCAGAUGGGCCACUACGACGCCAUGAAGAGCCAGCAGGGCGCCAUGGGCCAGCCCUACCCCGGAGCAGAGGGCGCCGGCGGCGGGUACAUGACCCAGCAACAGGCCCAGUUCCAAGGUACGCCCAUGGGCCAGGUGCCGCCUCAGGCCAAUGGACUCUUCCCCAGUAGCGGAAGCAGCCCCAUGUGGGGCAACCACGACCAAAACAGGAAUGCCUACCAUCUAGCUCAGCAGCAGCAGCAGCAGCAGCAACAACAACAUCCGCAACAACAUCCACAACAACAACAGCAGCAACAUCCACGUCAGCAUCCUCAUGGACACCAUCCACUCAUGAACCAGCAUCAGCCUCCUCUCCCUCACCAGCAGCAGGUUAAUCCGCAGGCCAUGCACCAGCGCCACAACUACCAGGGCCCCCCCUAUUACCAGGGCAACAUGGCCCAGCACCAGCAGCAGCAGCAGCAACAACAACAACAGCAGCAGCAGCAGCAACAGCAGGCCCGACAUGGCGGGCCCAUGAACCCUGGAGGCAGCCCAUACCACUGCGGUGUGGUGCCCAACGCCUCGCCCCAAUCCAAGCCUCAGUACAUGGACGCCUCCAUGCCUCCCCAGCAGCAGCAGCAGCAGCAGGGGGGGUACCCAGUGCCCCAGCAGGUGCCAGCCUACCCUGGCAUGGGUUCGGAGGAGGGCAACAUGCAGGCGGCCUACUCCAUGCAGAUGAACCCCCACAGUAUGGCCUCCUCGGUGGGGGCUGGGGGGGGCUACCCGGCCUCCCAUUACUCCUUCUCUCAGCAGCAGCAGCAACAGCAGCAGGUCGCCAUGAGCGGCAACCAGCCUUUGUCUUCAGGUUCCGUAUCCAUGGCGACGGCCUCCUCUGCCCUCAGAGCGUCGCCUGCGCACGUCAGGCCCGACCUGUCGGCCGGCAACUGCCCGUUCUCGUCGUCCGUGGCUGGGCCUGGGAUUGCCCAGCCUCAUCCACAGAUGCAGCAGCAGCAGCAACAACCUCAUCAACCACACCCACAACAACAACAACAACAACAACGGCUACAGGUGGCUGCCAGCCAGCCAGGGGAGCAGUGCCCUUUCUCCCGGCCCAUGCAGCCACACGCUAAGCCUGGGUACGGAUCUGGGUCUGACGCCUACCCCGACUCGGGUGCCCCCUUUUCGUGCACCGCCGAGGCCCAGUUCCCCCCUCCUCCUCCCCCUCCCAGACAACAGCAGCAGAGAAGCUGCCAGAUGAAUAUGCCUCCACCCUCCUCCACAAGUACCCCUGGUAACCACACCACCAGCAGCAGUAGUACUAAUGGGGGAUACCAGGGCCUGCACGAGUCCCAGGGAGGAGGUGGUGGUGCUGGGGGCUUCGAGGGCCUAGAGGCUCCGGAGCUCCUGGACGAGGACUUCCUCCCUGAGCUGGAGGCUGCCCUGAGCCAGCAGGAGGACUCCGAAUGCUCCUGGACCAACGGCAGCCAGGAGGGAGAGGAGCACGGGGUCCUCAAGGAGGAGCAGGAGGAGCAGGGAGACGAUGACGAAGAGGACGAGGAGGAGGAAGAGGAGGAGGAGGCGCUUUCAGGCCACUACGACAUGCAGCCUCCCAAGAACACUAAUGGUCCCAGCUGUCAGGUGCGGGUCCUCAGCCCCCAGCAGGUGAAGAGCGGCUCAUCCUCCUCCUCAUCCUCCUCUUCGUCGUCCUCCUACUCCUCGGCCUCGGAGCGCCGUGGCCCUAAACGGCAGAAGCAGAAGCAGCAGGAGCCGACUUCCCCAAGUCUUCAGCAGAUGGAGGACGACAAGCAGGAGAAGGCCAACCGCAUCAUCUCUGAGGCCAUCGCCAAGGCCCGCGAGCGCGGAGAGAAGAAUAUCCCGCGCGUUAUGAGCCCCGAUAGCUUCGACGCCGGCUCCUCGGAACACAAGGAGCACAAGGAGCACAAGGCCCACCGCGGCGGGGCCUCGUCCGCGUCCGCCGCCUCCGCUUCCUCCGCCAAGGGCCGCGCCAAGGAUAAGGCUAAGGAGAAGGGCACCAAGGAGAAGGCGGCAAAGAAGGCCCGCAUCGUCUCCUCCGGCAAGCCCAACAAGCAGAAGGCCAAGAUCGGGAAGAUCGUGAUUAAGUUCGGCAAGAAGAAGAAGCGGAAGAUGGAGUCGUCAGAGGAGGAGAUGUCAGACGACGAGCCGCCCCCUCCGCGGCGCUCCAAAGACGACGACUCGAAGCGACGGUCCAACCGGCAGGUGAAGCGCAAGAAGUAUGUGGACGACGGAGAGGCGCGCGUGUCAGACGAUGACAUCAAGGUGUCAAAGUCCAAGAAGGCCAACACAGCUGCCCGCAAGGACCCCGCCGCUCAGCUGUUCGUGGAGAACCCGAGUGAGGAGGAGGGUGCUGUUGUGGACAAAAUCAUGUCCUCACGCAUGGCCAAGAAGGAGGUCUCUCCCGGCGUGCUGGUGGAAGUGGAAGAGUUCUACGUCAAGUACAAGAACUAUUCUUAUCUGCAUUGUGAGUGGGCCACGGAGCAGCAGCUGGAGAAGGAUAAGAGGAUCCAGCUGAAAAUCAAGCGCUUCAAGAUAAAGCAGGCGCAGCGGGCACACUUCUUUGCAGACAUGGAGGAGGAUGCCUUCAACCCCGACUAUGUGGAGGUGGACCGGGUACUAGAGGUGUCCUAUUGUGAAGACAAGGACACUGGAGAGCCGGUGGUGUACUACCUGGUGAAGUGGUGUUCUCUACCGUAUGAGGACAGCACGUGGGAGCUGAAGGAGGACGUGGAUCAGGCCAAGAUACAGGAGUUUGAGCAGCUGCAGGCAGCCAAGCCAGACUCACGCAGGAUGGAGCGGCCUCCAGCUAGCCUGUGGAAGAAGCGGGAGCACUCGAGGGAGUACCGCAACAGCAACAGCCUCAGGGACUACCAGCUGGAGGGGGUCAACUGGCUGCUCUUCAACUGGUACAACAGGCGUAACUGCAUCCUGGCCGACGAAAUGGGCCUGGGCAAGACCAUCCAGUCCAUCACAUUCCUGGAGGAGAUCCAGCGCGUGGGCAUCCGCGGCCCCUUCCUCAUCAUCGCGCCACUCUCCACCAUCGCCAACUGGGAGCGCGAGUUCCGCACGUGGACCCACCUCAACGUGAUCGUGUACCACGGCAGCGUGGUCAGUCGCCAGAUGCUGCAGCAGUACGAGAUGUACCACAGGGACACUCAGGGCCGACCGAUCCGUGGGGCGUACAAGUUCCAGGCGGUCAUCACCACCUUCGAGAUGAUCCUGGGCGGCUGCCCGGAGCUCAACGCCAUCGAGUGGCGCUGCUGCAUCAUCGACGAGGCUCACCGCCUCAAGAACAAGAACUGCAAGCUGCUGGAGGGCUUCAAGCUCAUGAACCUGGAGCACAAGGUGCUGUUGACGGGCACGCCUCUGCAGAACACGGUGGAGGAGCUGUUCAGCCUGCUGCACUUCCUGGAGCCCCAGCGCUUCCCCUCGGAGACCACCUUCAUGCAGGAGUUUGGAGACCUCAAGACUGAGGAGCAGGUCCAGAAGCUGCAGGGCAUCCUGAAGCCCAUGAUGCUGAGGCGCCUGAAGGAGGACGUGGAGAAGAAGCUGGCCCCGAAAGAGGAGACCAUCAUCGAGGUGGAGCUCACCAACAUCCAGAAGAAGUACUACCGCGCCAUCCUGGAAAGGAACUUCUCCUUCCUCUCCAAGGGCGGCAGCCAGUCCAACCUGCCCAACCUCGUCAACACCAUGAUGGAGCUCCGAAAGUGCUGCAACCACCCCUACCUCAUUAAAGGGGCAGAGGAGAAGAUUCUGGAAGACUUCCGCGAGGUCUACAACCCGGCCUCGAUGGACUUCCACCUGCAGGCCAUGGUCCAGUCGGCCGGCAAGCUGGUCCUGAUCGACAAGCUGCUGCCCAAGAUGAAGGCGGGAGGCCACAAGGUGCUCAUCUUCUCCCAGAUGGUGCGCUGCCUCGACAUCCUGGAGGACUACCUCAUCCAGAGAAGAUACCUCUAUGAGCGGAUCGACGGGAGGGUCCGGGGCAACCUGCGGCAGGCGGCCAUCGAUCGCUUCAGCAAGCCGGACUCGGACCGCUUCGUGUUCCUGCUGUGCACGCGCGCCGGAGGCCUGGGCAUCAACCUAACGGCCGCAGACACCUGCAUCAUCUUCGACUCCGACUGGAACCCGCAGAAUGACCUGCAGGCCCAAGCCCGUUGCCACAGGAUUGGUCAGAACAAGGCGGUGAAGGUGUACCGCUUGAUCACGCGCAACUCCUACGAGAGGGAGAUGUUCGACAGGGCCAGCCUCAAGCUGGGAUUGGACAAGGCCGUUCUGCAGAGCAUGAGUGGCCGUGAGAACAGCCUAGGGGGCGCCGGUGGAGGGCAGGUGCAGCAGCAGCUGUCCAAGAAGGAGAUUGAGGACCUGCUGCGCCGCGGGGCCUACGGGGCCAUCAUGGAUGAGUCGGACGAGGGCGCCAAAUUCUGCGAGGAGGACAUCGACCAGAUCCUCCAGCGGAGGACCAAGACCAUCACCAUCGAGUCCGAGGGACGAGGAUCCACCUUCGCCAAGGCUAGCUUUGUAGCAUCAGGGAACCGCACAGACAUCUCUCUGGAUGAUCCAAACUUCUGGGCCAAGUGGGCACAGAGGGCAGAGAUUGACCUGGACACGGUCAAUGGCAGAAACAGCCUGGUGAUCGACACGCCGCGCGUGCGUAAGCAGACGCGUCCCUUCAGCGCCACCAAGGACGAGCUGGCUGAGCUGUCGGACGGCGAGAGCGAGGGAGAGGACAAGCCCAAACUGCGCCGGACGCACGACCGCCUCAACAACUACGGACGUACAGAGUGCUUCCGCGUUGAGAAGAACCUCCUGGUCUAUGGCUGGGGCCGCUGGAAGGACAUCCUGCUGCACGGGCGCUUCAAGCGUCCGCUGACGGAGCGCGACGUGGAGAUGAUCUGCCGCGCGCUGCUGGCCUACUGCCUAGUCCAUUACCGUGGCGACGACAAGAUCAAGAGCUUCAUGUGGGACCUCAUCGCACCCACCGAGGACGGCCAGACCAAAGAGCUGAAGAACCACCUGGGCCUGUCCACUCCAGUGCCGCGGGGCAGGAAGGGGAAGAAGAUGAAGACCCAGUCGACGGGCUUCGACAUCCAGAAGGCCGAGUGGAUCCGCAAGCACAACCCCGAGCACAUGCUGCAGGACGACGGCUACAAGAAGCACCUCAAGCACCACUGCAACAAAGUGCUGCUGCGGGUUAGAAUGCUCUACUACCUGAAACAGGAGGUGAUCGGCUCACAGACACAGAAAGUGCUGGACAACGUUGAAGCCAGUGAGAUCCAGAUCCGGGUUCCCGAUCCGGAUAACGCAGAGUCCCCGGCUCUGUGGUGGGACCCAGACGCAGACAAGUGUCUGCUGCUCGGAGUCUUCAAGCACGGUUAUGAGAAGUACAACACUAUCCGUGCGGACCCAAAGCUGUGCUUCCUAGAGCGGGUGGGCCGCCCCGACGAGAAGGCCAUCGCCGCCGAGCAGAGAGCCAACGACUUCAUGGACGGGGAUGUGGAUGACCCUGAGUACAAACCUGCCCCGGCCUUGAUGAAGGACGAUAUGGAGGAUGAUGCCUCUUCGCCUGGAGAAUUGGUCAUCACAGACACUGGAGGAGAGGGCAACUCGGUGGCGGAGGCGGGUAGCACGGGUGCAUACUGGCCCUCGUCCUCGGCCCUGACAGCCCGCCUCAGACGCCUCAUCACGGCAUCGCAGCGUUUCACCAAGAGCCGCCAGAUCCUCCACAUCCACCAGAGCCAGCAGUCCCUCACGCCAACGCCGCUCUUCCCGCUUACCCCCGCCUUCCACCCGGACACCCCCUUCAACCCCAAGAUGGCCGCCAAGAUUGAGAGGCAACAGAGGUGGACGAGGAGAGAGGAGGCAGAUUUCUACCGCGUGGUGUCCACUUUCGGCGUGGUGUUCGAUCCGGACCUCGGCCGUUUCGACUGGACCAAGUUCCGGGCCAUGGCUCGGCUGCACAAGAAGACGGACGAGAGUCUGCAGAAGUACCUGUGCGCCUUCACCACCAUGUGCCGCAGAGUCUGCCGGCUACCGCCCAAAGAAUCCGAUGCGGUGGACCCGUCCCUGUCCAUCCAGCCCAUCACGGAGGAGCGCGCCUCUCGCACCCUGUACCGCGUGGAGCUGCUCCGCCAGGUGAGGGAGCAGGUGCUGCGCCACCCCCAGCUGUACGAGCGCCUGGCACUGUGCCAGUCGGGCCAGGACCUGCCCGUGUGGUGGGAGGCGGGCCUGCACGACCGCGACCUGCUCCUGGGCGCCGCCAAGCAUGGCGUCAGCCGCACCGACUACCACAUCCUGCGCGAUCCCGAGCUCAGCUUCAUGGCCGCGCAGCGCAACUACAGCCAGAACAAGGGCCUGCCGCUGCCUCAGCACCCCGGCCACCAGGGGGCGACCCCCUCGGCCGCGCACUCGCACGCCCUGGCGCAGGUGCAGUCGCGCACCCCGACGCCGCAGCUGCCCACGCACCUCCAACAGGCAGCCGCUGCCACACCGCCUGCGUCCGCCUCUGCCACCACCGGAGCUGCUGCUGCUACUGCUGCUGCAGCCACCAUUUCCUCUGUUGCAACAUCGCCUGCUCCCGCAGUGGCUCUGGUGAAGAAAGAAGAGGAGGACACAGCUAUGGUGAAGGAGGAGCCGGCGGAGAUGGCUAGUAUCGGGGGUGAGGAGGCUAAGCCGGAGGUCAAGCCCACCGCAACUGCUGUUGCUGUUGCUGCUGCUGCAGGAGAGGUUGGCACCGCCCUUGCCCCUACCACUGCACCCGCCACUCCCAAGAAAGAGCAGCCGGAGGACGGUGAGGUCAAGCCCGUGGUGGGUAAAGACGGCGAGGCGGCCCGCACCAAGCCACUGACCCCCAACCCCCCUGCCGCUGCCGGACGCAAGCAGAAGAAGUCCAAGAAGAGCCGGUCGGAGCGCAGCAAGAACAAGCCGCCGCGGCAGCCAUCUGGAUCCGACUCUGACUCGGACGGAGGAUCGUCAUCGAGCUCCUCGUCUCGUUCGUCCUCCUCUUCCUCCUCCUCUUCCUCCUCUUCCUCCCGUUCGGGCUCAGGCUCCAGUUCCUCAUCCUCUUCCUCUUGCUCCUCAGGAUCAUCAUCUUCCUCAUCUUCAUCCUCAUCUUCCUCAGACAGCGGCAGUGAUGCUGAGGACGGACAGAAAAAUGCGUCGGCCGUGGCCAUUGUGAAGGGCUUUGACGAGGACAGUGUGGCGUCACACAGCACCACUCAGGACGAGACGCUGGAGAGCAACGUAAUAGAGAACGGCCUGGCACACCCCCCCAACCCCUUCCAGGGAGGAGGCUACAUGCUCGCUGCCUCCUACUGGCCAAAGGAUCGCGUGAUGAUCAACCGCCUGGACAGCAUCUGCCAGCUGGUGCUGAAGGGCAAGUGGCCCGGUACGCGGCGCUCCUACGAGCCGGGCUCCGCCGUGGCCUCCUUCUACACCACCAAGCUCAUGGACAACCACCAGGUGGCGACGGCGGGCGCCCACGCUGCAUCUGCAGCAGCCACCACCAGCAGCAGCAGCAGCAGCCUCCUGGCCUCCGAGGACGCCGCUGCCGCCUCCCCACAAGGGUCAAAGGUGACCAAGCAUGUUCCAGACAAGGAGUUCUCAGUCAAAGUCAAUAACCAGGAGGGAGGCCUGAAGCUGACCUUCCAGAAGUCCGGGGGCCUGCCUCUGAAGAGGCCCCUGGAGGGGGCAGAGGAGGGCCCCCUGGCCCAGCAGCAGUACCUGGCCCGCCUGCAGGAGCUCCAGAGCGCCUCCGAUACCAGCCUCACAGAUUUCACCAAGACCUCCAGCGCUGCCGCUGCCUACCAGCACGCUCUGGCAGGGCAGAUGAGGCUUAACGGCGUGCUGGACGGCCCCCCGGUGGUGAAGCGUCGCCGUGGCCGCAGGAAGAACGUGGAGGGCAUGGACCUGCUCUUCCUCAACCGGGCCGGACGCCCGCCAGCGGCGCCUGAACAACGGGUCCCCCCAGGCUGGGUGGGUGCUGCCCAUGUCGCUGCUGCUUCUGCCGCUGCUUCCCCGGCUGCGACCCCCGGUCAGCAGGCCUACAACCCCCUGGCCCACAGCCCCCAGGAUGCCGAGAGCCGCGUGUCCGUCAUCAACCUGAAGGACGGCACGCGGCUGGCGGGCGAGGACGCCCCCAAGAGGAAGGACCUGGAGCUGUGGCUCAAGCAGCACCCGGGCUUUGUGGCAGACGUAGGGGCCUACAUCCCUGGGGCGAAUAAGACGCUGUUCCAGAGUCCGGCAGCAGAGGGCCGGCCCAAACAGAAGAGGCAUCGCUGCCGAAACCCCAACAAGAUCGAUGUCAACAGUCUGACGGGAGAGGAGAGAGUGCAGAUCAUCAACCGGAGAAAUGCACGCAAGAUUGGCGGUGCCUUUGCCCCUCCGCUGAAGGAUCUGUGCCGGUUCCUGCAGGAGAACCCAGAGUACGGGGUUCCGCCCGAGUGGGCGGACGUGGUCAAGCAGUCGGGCUACCUGCCAGAGAGCAUGUUCGACCGCAUCCUGACUGGCCCCAUCGUCCCGGAGGAGGUAAGCCGCAGGGGACGGCGGCCCAAGAACGCGCUGGCCAAGGCGGCGGCGGCAGCGUCCGCAGCCAACGCAGCAGCAGGGACCAGCGCGGCAGCAGCAGCAGCGGCCAUGGGCCUCAACCCCUUGCUGGCCAACGGGCUCCUGUCGGGCCUGGACCUGCCUAGCCUGCAGCUGCUCCAGCAGCACCUCACACAGAACCUGCAGAGCCUGCAGUCGCUACAGCUCACCGCCGGCCUCAUGGGCCUGCCCACCGACCCCGCCAACAUGGCCGCCAUGUUUCCCAUGAUGCUCUCGGGCAUGGCGGGGCUGCCCAACCUGCUGGGCAUGAGCGGGCUGUUGGGCAAGAUGCCCGACAGCGCUGGCAUGGCGGCUGCUGCAGCGGCGGCGGCAGCCAUGGCGUCUGUGGGAACGGAAGAGACGACGACGACGCCACGCAAGAGCAGCAAGAGCAAGAACUCUGCAGCAGGGGAAGCAGCCUCGUCGGCGUUGUCGUCGUCGGCAGACGUCAAAACAGAAAGGACAGAGGCUGCAGUCUCGGAGAGCUCGAACUCCAACGCCACCGCCACCAGCUCCUCUACCACCUCCACUGCCCCCGGCACCUCUUCCGCCUCCAGCCCUCUGAGCGCCGCCGCCGCCGCUGCUGCCGCUGCCAGCCACCCGCUGGCCCUCAACCCGCUGCUGCUGUCCAGCAUGCUGUACCCAGGGAUGCUCCUCGCCCCAGGCCUUAACCUCCCCUCCAUCACGCCCACCAGCCAGAGCUCGGCAAACACUGACCCCACUACUGCUGCCACCUCCACCACCACCACCUCCACCUCCAAAACCAGCCCUGCUGCCGCAGCCUCUGCCUCCACGCCACCACCCUCCUCCUCCUCCUCCUCCAACGCAAAGCCUACGCCGUUGCCCGUUCCUCCCAGCUCCCGGUCGGAAGACGGGGCCGAGGAGGAGGCGGAGGAGGAGGAGGAGGCCGGGGAGCAGAAGGAGAACAGUGCGGAGGGCUCGGGGAAGGCGGACUCUUCCUCCUCAUCCUCCGGGAGCUCGUCCUCCUCAUCUGAGGAUUCUGACUCCAGCGACGAGGACUGAGCCUUUAUAAAUAUAUAUACAUACACAUAUAUAUUUAUAUAUCCCUUAGAAAUGUACACACAUAUAUACACACCUAUAUUAUGAGUUACCCUGCACUUACAUUGUGAGUUUUUUUUCCCCCUCCUUCCCCUCCUUUUUUGUAAAUAUCAUCAAAUCGAGAGAAAGUGUUGUGUAAUAAAAAAAGACAGAAAGCCUGAGAGAACCAAGAUUCGGUGAAAAAAAAAACUGAAAUUCAAUUUCAGCGUUUGUUUAGGUACAAUCUUGUUUUGAAAAGACAUUUUGCAUGUCGAACCUUAGUAGAUUUAUGGACUUUGUGAACUUGUAUUACACAAUGAUGUACAAUUGCAACGAGCAAGAAAAAAAAAUCAACAAAAAGGCAUUAUUGUUCUAAUUCUGUUGGGAUUUAAUUUUAUUAAAAAAAAGAGGAAAUGCAUAAUUGCUCACACCGAGCUGUACUAUUAAUAUAUUUUGUGUGUGUGGGGAAUGGUGGACUUGAGGAACUAUUUUUUUGGUUUCAUUUGUAAAUACUUUUCCAGGAUCCUUGACACUUCUACUGCGCAGAACAUACUUUGGAAACAAAAAAACGUCAGCAAUAACUCGGGCAGCUAAUGAAUGUCACUGAAGCUGUAGACUCUCCUUCAGCCCACAUCCCCCCUCUCACCCACCACACAUCCGCCACACUCAAUUCAUUCCCUCUCUUCUCUCUUUCUAUCGCCCUCUGUCUUAGCUUAUAUGCCUUUCUCACCUACACUUUCUAUCCCUCUCACGCUCUCUCUCUAAAGCCAACAGUCAUUCGUCAGAUGUUUCUGCUCACCUCCCCCGCCCCCUUUUCUCUCAUACUGUUGAAAACAACAGAAGGGGGAAGAGGGAAAAAAAACGGAAACAUCUUCCUCUCUUUUCAUUGACAAAAAUAUCAAGUAGCCUUGGGAGCUUGCCUUGCUCUAUACAUUGAUCACAAGUCUCUUGCAUCCUCCCACCCGAACUAAACCGCCCACACACUUGCCACUGACUCCACUUCACUUAUGUCUUCAUAAACUUGAUCGAGCACAGAGACGUUGAUGUCUCUCACUCUCUCUCCCUCUCCCUCUCUCUCUCCUCUCUCUCUCUCCUCUCCCCAACAUCUCCUAUCAGGUCUAUCAAGUCUGCCUUUUAUUUUAGUUGCACAACUCUAACACUGUUCCUUGCCCUUCGUGGGAGGAGUUGGGACGUAUGGUUUUGUGGCCACUUCCAAGUGGCCAAGGGCAGCAAAAGGAGGCUGAAGGUCAAAUCCAGGGGACAUAAUAAUGUAGAUUUAGAUUUCAGGGCACUCGACAAGUUCCUCAACCCCCGUUCAGGAUCCAUUCCCCGCCCCACUCCCCUUCCCCUUUCAAUGCCUCAACCCUUCAACCUGUGACAGACCUCAGUCUGCCCAUGGAGUUUCAUUUUCACAUGAGUGCUUGACGUGUGUACAUGCGAACGUGUCGUCGUCUGUGGCUGCCUGGUUGGAUAUAAAGUACUACAUGUCUUCUGUUCCUUCACAAGGUGACCUUGUGAGCUUCCAUCCUGUCUUGUCCAGCUCAAUGAGGACACAGAGGGCCUGUGGUGUUUCACAGUCCUCAAUUCUUCCACAAGUAGAAACGGCAUCUCUUGUCUUGGUGAUUUUUUAUUAUUUUUAUUUUUAGUUAAGUGUGCAUUCGGAAAAAGUGGAAAAAAAACGUGCCAGGUGUUUUCUCAAUGCCUGCUCACAUAACACGGGUUUUAUUUUUUUAGUUGAUAUCAUUUUGUUUAGUAGAUCUAACUGUCUGAUGAAUGCGUGUGCUUGUUCGGAAGAUGGUUGAAUGAAAUACGUGGCAGGGUUUUUACUUUCUGAAGUUGACACACUUCUGGUUGUGAGAGCGUAAAAUGUAAUGUGUCGUAUCUAUGAACUUGAAGCUCUGGCCUUCGUUAUGUAUAGGGAUCUGAGGCACUCUAAGCUAAAGUCGUUUGACCUUGAAAGCAUGCUUGAGUACCUUCAGUCUGAUGUUCUAUUAGGUUGGCUGCAUUCAGUAUGCAGUUGUCAAUACAGUUUCCUCUUAGCAUAGAAACAAUGUUGCCUAGUUUUAUUCUUUUUUUACAUUUAUUGAGAGGGUGUUGUGAUUGACAUUAACUUUUGCUUGUGUUUGUUAGCCUGCUGCAAACUGUAAUGUGGAAGUAACAGAUCCUUUAAAAGGUCGAACCUGUCCUGGACACCACACCAAUAGCGUCAGUAUUGACUGCAUUACAUUAAACAAAGCCAGUUCCUUGAGUCAGGUUGAAGUGAGGUUGUGUUAAGUGACACGGUGUUGGUCAAAGCAGCAACAGACUUAUUUAUAGCUCGGUUUUCAACCAGACUUUGCUUUGUUGAGCAUAAUGAUUAACAUGGAAACUGUCUUUUGUGGUGGUGGUGGUGGUGGUGAUGGUCUGGAAGAUGGACACUGUUGUUAUUUGGCCUGGUGUGUAGCUCGCUUGUGUUCGUCUUCCCCGCUCGUCUCCCCCUGAAACAAUGCAUGUCGUCGCCACCCGGUCCUCUUCUGACAACCGCAGCAAGAUGGAUAUAGAAGUGCCCUUAUGUCAUACCUCAGAGUUGAAGGGGAGUAUACAUCAUUGCUGAACACUGAAACAAAAGAAUGACAUGAAAUGGGGAGGGGGAAAUUAAUGAACUGCUCUCGUUUCUGUACUCUGGCCUCAUUUUUUUGUAAUGUCAUCUGUCACGUGACCUUUGUGGGGACAUGCAUACAUACACACUGGAAAAUGCUACUUGGCCUUUGUUGAGGACAUCUGUAGUAUAACUAAACUAUAUCACUGUUCAGAAACCGCACACACACUUUGUUGAGCUUUGGACUGUUAGGGUUGCACAGCGAAACAUGGUACAUGUGCUCUGGGAAGAGCACUGUAAAUUUCCUGAGAAGGGUGGCACCACAAAAAAGGUUCAAAUUUUUAUUUUUUAUUUUAUUUUAUUUUUUGCUGUCGUCAAGGCAGCCUCUCCCCCUCUCCCUCGCCUCUUUCUCGUAAACAAAUCUAGUUUGUUUACAUGGUACCUUUUUAUAAGUCUGUCAACCAUUGACAGAAGGCAACCACUAAAGAAGUAUAUGACGUCUAUGAUCUUUCUAAGGGGUGGGCAUCAGGAUCCUACAGUAGAAUUAUGUACAGACUUGUAGGCUUAUGUAUGUAAUGACUCUAAGAGUAAAGCGGGGGAACGUUGGGGUGUGAAUGAAAAAAGGAGUGGCCUGUACCCCCAGUGCAUAUACAGUACAGGUACAAAGCAUUGGCUUUGCGACUCUCCUACACCGACAAAACCCCCACAAUACCUGUUGAGACCCGACCCGGCCCAGCACGCAGGCUUUGACAUUCGUAAAUCCAAGAAGCAGCCACCAUGUCUGAUUGUUGUUUAUUUUUUGUUUGUUAAUUUGUUUGGUUUGCCAUUUGUAGCUAGUGUCCAGUCAUUGCUGCUUCCUCUAUAUGUGCUACCUUCAGAAUGGUGUUUUUGUUUUUUCGUUUGGUUCUGUCAGGUUUUCCCUCUGAGCCCCCACUUUGGGAGAACCAGCGAGGUGUUCAGAUCUUUGAGGAAAUAAGAGACUACUUGUCACAGUACAUAAUGGACACAAGUGAUGAGUGCGACUGAAGGUUGAAAAUACUUUUUAUGUUGUUUUUUAUUAUUAUUAUUAUUUUAUUAAUAUGAUAUUUCAGGUAGUAUGUAAUGUUAAUGUCUUUCAAUGACUCACACAUUGCAAAGUGCUGAACUGGUAAGAUGCAGACAUUUUGUCAUGUCCUGCAAAUUUUGACAGGGAACUUACGACCAACACACAGACAUAAGGCGAGAAACUACACUACAUACUGAAAGUUAAUUCACUUUUCAUUUAUACUGAUUAGACAGCAGGAUGACCUAGACUAUUGCCUUUUUUAUUUUCAUUUCAUUUGAUUUCUUUUUUUCGCUUUAUGCUUACAGAUAUCCUUUAAAGUCAUUUUUUUUCCAAGUCUUCUUUUGCCUGUUUAUGUUCUUGGACAGUUGCAAUAUUUGCAAAUUGUGGUCUAUGUAGUCAAAAUAAUGCUUUAUGUAGUGGAAGAAAAAAACGUCUUAAGAAGUCAUUUGUAAUUUAUUGAAUUACUUUCUAUGAAGUUCUAUAGAGGAAAUUGAGGUUUAAUUAUUUUUAUUAAACAUACUCUGACUAUCCAUGAC